AUGUCCACAGACGCGACGCUCGAUACAACGGAUCGGAUAUUUAGCGAUCUAAAUGAGAUUGAGCGAGCACUCUGUUCGGCACACUUUGGCAAGAACUUGAAACACGAUACUCCCUUCACGGCCCUCAGAGAAAGGUUUUCACGGCUGUCCGCUCUGGUUUCCAUCCAACAAGUUCUCCAGGGUACGGCGCGGGAAAUACGGCGCGGGAAAUACGGCGCGGGAAAUACGGCGUGGGAAAUCAGGAAGCAUGACGAGGCCGUCUUUGGCCAGGACCUCCGACCCAAGAUUACCAAGUUUCUAGAUGCCGCAUUCGGCGAGGGCGACCCUAGGCUGGAGAAAAUAGUCCCGGAGAUUUUAAGGCUGCAGGAGCUCCCGCAACGCUGGAUAUUUGCAGAGGGGACACAACUUGCUCUAGCGAGCCGAGCCGAAGUCGAAAACAUGUCGGCCUUCCAGAAGGAGUUCCCUGAAGAGUAUCGGAAUCAAUUCCAACCAGGAUCCUCGGGCGGGACAGAGAAGCAACUCGAUAAAGACUCGGCUGGGAAGGCGAGUCAAACGGUCAAAUUGCGGAUCAAUAAUAGUAACGAUCAAGACUUCUGUGCCGCCACCGUCGACUUUGAGGGACAUAAUGCAAUAGUUGCGAUAUAUGACCAGUGGCUUACAACCAAGCGGCGUGACUUGAUGGUAGUUGUGGCAGCCGCGCUGCAACUAGCAGCCCCUACCGCGGCAAGCUUUUACAUCUACAUCGGCAACAACAUCGGAAUCGGCAAAGAGAACAGGUUCUGGUUCUCCCGCGGGCGGCCCAGCUGCGACGCCGUCGUUCUGCCCAACUCGUCCUACCCGCUGGCGAAAUCCAUUAGCGGCGCCGCGCAGGGCGUCGCGUGCGAGGGCCACCUCUACGAGUCCCGCUGGACUUGCGAAGGCACCAACUGCCACCAGACAGACCCGCAGGAUAUCGACAAGGUCGAGAUGAAUACGGGUUUUGGGCACUAUAGUAUUUACAUCACGCCUGACAAGAAUGACAUCCAGGUCCAUGCCACAGCCUCGUGUCUGUCCAUAACGAAGAAGCUGUACAACCUGCGAGAAAGAUUUAAGGAUGCGCCCAUGGCCGUUGUGUUAAUCUGCUCCGAAUCAGACGUCAUCGCGGCCUCACUUACCCAAACCCAAAGUCUCCUCUUGCAAAGAGAGGACUUUACAAAUGUGUGGCAGUCCCGAACUGAGCUGCCUGCGGUUCUCGAUUGUGUCCUGACGGGCUGCCUCGCCGUAUUCAGCUCUCUUGAGAUCGAAAUCCAACGCAUAAUGGUGGGCGUAUCGAAUCCCAAUAACAUGCCGUGGCUAUCCAAGCUUCUCCAAAUAAAUACCCUCGCCGAGAUUAAACAAAUAUUGAUCCAAAAGCAGGACGUGGUUCGGGCCUCUAUCAGCACCACCAAGUCGCUUCGCUCGGCGAAUCCCAGCAUCAGAGUGAGCAAGUCCAUCUACGACGGCAAUGCAGACUAUUCCCCUCUUAUCUCUGACUCUGAUCCUGGCGAUGACACCAUAUCCGCGAUUGCCCCAUCUGAUCUCAAUUUCGACUUUGACGACCUGGUCAUCAACAGCCAUGUCUACCGAAAGGCGGCUGCCAACGCCCAGCCCCGAACUCCAACAAUACCUCAGCCAGAGCUCGGGGACUUGAUUGAUUGGACCGACGGUACUGCAAUCAGGAAAACUCCCGAUGCAGCCGAAGCGUUGCCUUUGACGUUGCUCGAUCUCCUAUCCCUGGUUGUCCACGAGCCCCCCAUCCAGCGCGUUACUUGCCACGCCCCUGGUCGCGUUCGAGUCUUUGGCGAAAACGAACCGCAUUUCAGAGGCAAGCGUACAGCUUUCUUUUGCGCCUGCCAUAACUACACACUCGAGUACUGGACCUACAAAUCAAACGGACAGAAAGUGGCUAGACGGAAGCCUCGGGGGCUGAGCUCGAUCACGGCCUAUUGCUUCCGCUAUUACAGGGUCGCGAUAAGUUACGAGCCCACGUUAGCGCCGCUAUUACAGAGUCGCGAUAAGUUACGAGCCCACGUUAGCGCCGCUCUCUCCGUCUUGGCGAGGGACUUCUAG
This is a messenger RNA of Lasiosphaeria miniovina, 2088 nucleotides long. RefSeq lists its product as uncharacterized. The coding region runs from base 1 to 2088 and encodes 695 amino acids. Lineage: Eukaryota; Fungi; Ascomycota; Sordariomycetes; Sordariales; Lasiosphaeriaceae. The transcript is spliced from 11 exons. The record is from RefSeq and is a predicted model, not a curated record.